This is a messenger RNA of Triticum turgidum subsp. durum (durum wheat), 1227 nucleotides long. NCBI's taxonomy places the organism in Eukaryota, Viridiplantae, Streptophyta, Magnoliopsida, Poales, Poaceae. The record is from the annotation of a GenBank genome assembly.
AUGGCAGAGAGGCUCUGCAGCAAGAAAGCGGCUGUGGCUGCUGGCGAGGACCGCUUAAGCACGCUGCCGGAAGAUGUGAUCCAUCUCGUGCUGUCGCUCCUGCCCUCGUGUCAAGCCGUGCGGACGUGCGUGCUCGCCACCCGCUGGCGCACCCUCUGGAAGUCCGUGCCGUCUCUUCGCGUCGAUGCCGAUGAUGAGGCCUACCGGUGUUGCCAGGACCUGAAGCGUUUCAUCGAUAGCUUUCUUCGCUGCCGUGGCCCAACACCUCUGCACGAAUGUGAGAUCCUUUUUGACGAUGAUCGGCGCUCGGAGGAGUUUCACCAAGACUUUGAGCUGUGGCUCCGUUAUGCCGUGCCUCACAAAGUGAGGGUUCUCCGAUUUGAAAUCCUAGCUGGUCAUGAUCCGUUGCAGCUAUCUGCCGGGGCUCUCAUCUCGGAGCAUUUGACAACAUUAAUUCUUCGUUGCGUCGAGUUUGAGGAUUUCUCUCUGGAUGUUUCCGGCUGUCAGUCACUUGAGGUGCUGGAGAUGCACGAGUGUGUAAUCAACAUCGGGACUGCCUUACCGAAAUCCUUAAAGCAUCUGACAAUCAGAGAUACAAGUUUUGGCUCUCAGGAUUCCCCCUGUCUUACUUCUGCGCCAGGUCUGGUUACCUUGGAAGUUGCUGACUGUCAUGGUUGGACCCCGUUGUUUAAGAGCUUGCCAUCACUAGUUGCGGCAUUUAUAAACACCGAAUAUGUCUUGAAGGGUUCUUGCGGAAAUAGUUUCAAUGGGUACUGUGGUCAUGAGCAAUGUGUGGUGUGCCAUGGUAUAGCUGAUUUUGUGUUUCUUGAAGGUUUGUCGGGCGCUACGAAUUUAGAGUUGACAGCUGAAUACUUUAUGAUUUUCAGAACAGAUAUAGAAUGGUGCCCUAUGUUUAGCAGGCUAAAAACAUUGUUGCUCAGUGACUGGUGUAUGGCUCAGUACUUCCAUGGACUAGUUUUCUUUCUCAAGCACUCACCGAUUCUAGAGAGGCUUACCCUUGAACACUGUACUUUAUCUAAGCAAUGGUAUGAUACCACGACUGAAACCUACAAGCCAAAGGACAAAUUCUUGGUAUCAAAGCAUCUCAAGGCAGUCGAAAUCAAUCAUGUGAAAGGUGAUAAAAGGAUUCACCUAUUAUUGAAGGUCCUUGCUUUCCAUGGAGUAUAUUCGGAACUAAUAAACUUUAAAGAGAAGUAUACUUCUUAA